This is a messenger RNA of Asparagus officinalis (garden asparagus), 1694 nucleotides long. Its product is annotated as probable glycerol-3-phosphate acyltransferase 3. NCBI's taxonomy places the organism in Eukaryota, Viridiplantae, Streptophyta, Magnoliopsida, Asparagales, Asparagaceae. Gene Ontology annotation, molecular function: phosphatase activity; glycerol-3-phosphate 2-O-acyltransferase activity. Gene Ontology annotation, cellular component: membrane. Gene Ontology annotation, biological process: cutin biosynthetic process. Bases 1 to 1479 code for a protein of 492 amino acids. The transcript has 2 exons. The record is from RefSeq and is a predicted model, not a curated record.
AUGACUUCCUUCACUUUCUCUUGCUUACAAACCAAAUCUCACGUUGAGCUCUCCACCAAAACCUUGGCGUUUGAUGUGGAGGGAGGCCUCUUAAAACAUUCGUCUACCUUCCCCUACUUCAUGCUCGUGGCGUUAGAAGGAGGAGGGUUUUUUAGAGGGCUACUCCUUUUACUCGUAUAUCCGUUGCUUCGCUGUUUAAGCGAAGAGAUGGGGAUUAGGAUCAUGGUUAUGGUGUCCUUCUGUGGACUGAAGAAGGAAAGUUUCGUAGUAGGGAGGGUUGUCUUGCCUAAGUUUUUACUGGAAGGUGUAGGGUUCGAAGGGUUUGAGGUGAUGAGGAGGAGUAAGAGGAGGGUUUGCGUGAGUAGGAUGCCGAGGGCGAUGGUCGAGUGCUUCUUGAAGGAAUACUUGGAGGUGGAGGUGGUGGUCGGGAGAGAGCUGAGGGUGUUUCGUGGCUUUUACACUGGCUUCAUGGAGGAAGAAGGGGAGUACUUUGUGGAGGAACAAGAGAGCGUCGGUUAUAUUGGGGUGUUGAGCUCCGCAAAUAAAUCUAUUGAAGCACCUGCAGUCUUCUCUCAUUGCAAGGAACUCUACACGGUAACUGAAGAAGAAAAAAGAAAAUGGCGCCUUUUACCAAGACAAAAAUACCCCAAACCCCUCAUCUUUCAUGACGGCAGGAUUGCAUUCAGACCAACCCCCCUCAGCACUAUCUCGAUGUUCAUUUGGCUCCCGUUUGGGCUCAUCCUAUCCAUCUUUAGGCUCGCUACGUGCCUAACUCUCCCCUUCAACAUCUCCACACCUAUCCUAGCCUUAACCUCGACGAAAUGGAGGCUCAAAGGAUCAAUACCACAUUCCCUCACCUCCGAGGCCCACUUGCUCGCUUGCAACCAUAAAACACUAAUCGAUCCCGUGUACAUCGCCAUCGCCCUCAACAGACCCGUGACCACCGUCACGUACAGCCUGAGCAGGGUGUCGGAACUCAUAUCCCCGAUCAGGACGGUCAAGCUGACCAGGGACCGGGAAGCAGACGCGAAGUCGAUCGAAAGGAUGCUGGUGCGGGGGCAAAACCUUGUGGUGUGCCCGGAGGGGACGACCUGCAGGGAGCCGUACCUUCUCCGGUUCAGCCCGCUUUUCACCGAGCAAGCUGAUGAGGUAGUCCCGGUCGCAGUGGACGUCAGGGUCAGCAUGUUCUAUGCUACUACGGCUAGAGGGUUCAAAGGGUUCGACGCGUUCUAUUACUUGAUGAACCCUAGUACGUGCUACGAGGUGGAGUUUUUGGACGCGGUCGACACGAGCUGCGUCAGGGUUGGGGAGGGGAGUAGCAUUGAGAUGGCCAACUUGGUUCAAGGGGUGAUAGGGGGGGCUUUGGGAUUUGAGUGCACUAGGCUCACCAGGAGAGAUAAGUACAUGAUGCUCGCGGGGAGUAAUGGGAUGGUUGGAUCAAAAUUGAGGAGAGAAGGAGAAGGUAAAGAAAAGUUAUGAAAGAGAAGAGAAUGGUCUGCAUGUGUUGAACUAGAUUGUGCAUGGCAAGUCAUGUAUUGUUCCUAGUCUGUAUUGUUCAUGUUCAAUCUGCUGCAGGUUGAAGCCAGUUACCACAUUUCGUAUGAAAGAGAAAUUAAUUAAGUUUGUUCGAAUGAGAUUGCAUGCAGAGUAAAUAUUUAUAGUAUGCUUUCUAAUUAAGAAAGCAGGGGAAGUAA